Messenger RNA from Linum trigynum, 264 nucleotides. The record is from the annotation of a GenBank genome assembly. Lineage: Eukaryota; Viridiplantae; Streptophyta; Magnoliopsida; Malpighiales; Linaceae.
AUGUCGCGCAGGGUUGGGCGGAGAAACGUCGGGAGGGAUUUGGGCGAUUCUGGGUCAACGAACAUCAAAAGUGAAGGUGUUGGUGCUGUCAUUUGCAAGUGCAAACUCCCUGCUUUGGUACAAACUUCUGGGACUGAGUUGAACCCAGGCAGACAGAUGGUUGCCCUAAUUGGAUGGAUCCGAAAUGUGGGUGCAAUUUUUUUCGUUGGGUGGAUUCAAGUUCUGAUAUAUCAGAGGCACGAAACAAUGAUGUUGACGGUAUGA